AUGUUGCAAAAUCUCUUGUUCGCGGAGAUUGAUCUCGGCUUGCUCGACGCAGCAAUGCAGUUGCACGAGAAGACGCAGGGGUCCGUGUUUAUCAUUUUCGAUGGCAAGCCUAUGCGUGACUCUCUCUGCUAUCCUUUCAACUGCUUUAAGGCAGUCCAGAUCGGCUUGGAGGAUCCUGCCGUGGAAUGGGCCGUCGGCCCCUUCUGUGAUUGUGAUAGAGAAACAGUUUGGAUUGGCGAGCUUGAGUGCAUUAGUGACUUUGUCGCAAAUGUGGUUGCCUUCGAGCGCAAGGGCAUCGUCUAACGAUGGUACGUUGCGCUGGAGGUCCUUCAUGAUAUUU
Hyaloscypha bicolor E is the source of this 340-nucleotide messenger RNA. RefSeq lists its product as uncharacterized. The annotation marks the transcript as partial. The transcript has a single exon. The record is from RefSeq and is a predicted model, not a curated record. Lineage: Eukaryota; Fungi; Ascomycota; Leotiomycetes; Helotiales; Hyaloscyphaceae.